Molecule: messenger RNA, 3743 nt
Organism: Erythranthe guttata (spotted monkey flower)
Lineage: Eukaryota; Viridiplantae; Streptophyta; Magnoliopsida; Lamiales; Phrymaceae
Source: RefSeq, a predicted model, not a curated record
UCAUGCAAGUGCACCUCACCUUCAUAUGGACUGAAGUUUUUUAAUACCUGCCAAUAUAUUAAUCCACUGAUGACGUGGCGACUAUAACAAGUAGGACUUUUUCAAUUUUUGGUAAUAUUUCCAGCAAUUUUUUGCGAUAAAGAAAUCUAUCAAUUAGUAAUUUAGUAUGUAUUAAGUAACUACUAAAGAAAUGCCAAUUGUUGAGAGUUGGUAAUAUUUGACAGAGGUAUACUGACUUGGUAAAAGCAUCACAAAUAGGCUAUCGCUGAGUAUUAAAAAAUGGGAGUAAUUGCUAAACAUUAAUAAGUUGUUUGUCUAAGAAGCCAAAGCAGAAUCAUAUAUGCAUCCACACACUUCAAAACUUUUUAAGAGUAUAUUGUCCAAAAUCAAAGUUAAUGGCUAUUCAAGUGUCUCUUCAAACAAUUCGUGAUUUGCUGAUUGAAGAAGGCAGAUUUCUAUAUAGUGUAAGCGAUGAGGUGAAGAAAGUCGAGAGGGAGCUCAAAACCAUCCAUUGCAUCUUGAUGGAUGCUGACAAAUGGCGAGAUAGAUGCAAGGCUGCAAUUUUAGGUGAUUGGAUGGCUGAGCUCGAUGAACUGGCUUCAAGAGCUGAGUAUGUGCUCGAAAGAUAUGCUAUUGAAGUCACAUCCAGAAGAGGUGGAAACCUGUUGAAAAAGUUCAAAAGGUUCAGCUGCAUAUUCCGCGAGUGCGUAACGAGCCAUGAGGUUGGGGAGGAGAUUGAAUCCAUUAGAUCAAGCCUGAGCAUUCUCACGGGGAGGUUGCAAAUGAUAGUCCCCGAUUGGAGAUCCUCGAAUCCAACGGACGAUCACCAAUAUUAUUCGAGACUAGCUUUCGAGCACGACUUUGAACAACAUUUUGUUGGUAUGGAGAAAGACAUAGCGUCUCUGGUGUCACUGGUGAAGAAUAAACAGAUUCCCGUGAUUUCAAUUUAUGGAAUGGGAGGCCUUGGGAAGACCACUCUUGCCAGAAAAAUUUACCAUCACAAGGACCUGAUAACUUGUUUCGAAGCUCGUGCCUGGGUUUGCAGUACACAACAGUUUCAACCCAAGACUGUUUUAAGCCAAAUUCUGAAGCAACUUCCUCUUGAUGAAGAUAAUGAAUGGAUCAACUACCUGGAACUCGCUGAAUUGGUGGUGAAACUUCAUAAUUUUCUAAUGCAGAAAAGAUGUCUCAUUGUGAUUGAUGAUAUAUGGGAGUCUGCUCACUGGAACAUCUUAGAGCCAGCUUUUCCGAAAGCGAGUGAUAUAUGUAAAGUUAUACUUACCACUCGCAACAGAGAAGUUUCUCCUCGAAAAUUUUGUCUUUACGAACUCCGUUUUCUCACUGAAGAUGAAGGUUGGGAGUUACUUCAUAAACUAGCAUUUACCGGAGGUCAGUUUCUGCCAUCCGACCUCGAAUACUAUUUAUUGUAUUUGAUAUCUUGCAUUAUUGCUUAUUUUUUUGCAUUCAUCGACAUCCCUGUUUUCAUCCUACUGUUGGAAACCCUUAUAUUAGAAACACUAGAAAAUAUUUUCAGCCAAUUUUUUGUCUUGGUCUUCCAUCAUGCAGAGCCGCCUCAAGCUGAACAAAAUUCAGGGGAAACCUCUUUACAUACUGCCGAGCUUGGGAUUGAAGAAAGCCCACCCGCAAUGUAUCACCAUGCCGAGCGCGAAACGGAACAAAGUCCACUAGAAGCUAUUGGAAGACAAAUGGUCCAAAAAUGCGGUGGUCUACCACUAGCAAUUACAGUUCUUGGAGGGAUUUUGUGCGAAAAACAAACAUCGAGCGAGUGGAAGAGGGUCAACGAAGAUGUUGAUUUAUAUUUAAAGCGUGGGGAUGAAAAAGUGAAACAGGUAUUGGACUUGAGCUACGAUGCCUUACCUUACUAUUUGAAGCCGUGCUUCCUCUAUUUAGGAUGUUUCCCCGAGGAUCAAGAAAUAGAUACAGAAAGAUUGUAUUUAUUGUGGAUGGCGGAAGGCCUUAUUUCUUCGGAAGAAAAAGGAAGAAAAGAAACUUUGAGGGACGUGGCUGAACGUUAUUUGAAUGAACUAGCAUCUCGAAGUAUGGUUCAAGUACGAAAGCAUGAAUAUUGUUCCAGUGCGUAUAAUACAUUCAAAUCAUGUCGCCUUCAUGAUCUGAUCCGUGAUCUUUGUUUGUCAAAGGGAAAGGAAAAAGGUUUUCUCAAGCUCAUUGAUCAAACAAACUAUGCUCCCAUUCAUGAUGCGAGCAGAUUAGCCAUUCAUUGUGAUGGGACUGCACACGUGGAUAAUAACUAUUUCAACAAGAGAGAAGAAAUGAACCUGAGAUCUUUUCUAUUCCUCUUUAAAGGAUGGCGCCGUAGAUUGCUAGUGAUUGGUUCUAAAGGCAGUGCAAUCGAUUUCUACAAGUUGAAACGUCUCAGGAUUCUUGCUCUGGAAAAUGGUGAAUUUAUAUUAUCUAAAAAGGUAGGUAAUCUAAUCCAUCUGAGAUACUUGAGUUUGUAUAAGAGGCAUGUGGAAGAGCUACCAUUGUCAGUUUUCAACUUGCCAUAUCUGCAGACAUUGGAUUUGAGAAUGACAGUGCAAAUAAAGGUGCCAAAUGUGAUUUGUAAGAUGAAAAGACUGAAGCAUUUGCUUCUCAAACGAAUACAAGUCGUUGGAGAAUACGGAGACCAACUGAUUCUGGAUGGGUUGGAGGAGUUGGAGACCUUACGAGAUGAGUCACAUCCUUCAUGUGUUCGCUUUGCAGACAUCCCCAAAUUAACAAAUUUGCUAAAUCUGAAAAUUGAAGUUGGUACUAAUGUUGAACUCUCAAUCAUUGCCCACUGCAUGAGCUGCGGAAAUACCCAACUACGCGAGGCACAUCUUUGUAUUUCGAAUUGUGACUUCAAUCCAGAGAGAGGACAAAAUGAUAUGAAUUUAAGGAAGAUGUUGAUGUCUCCCUCACUCACCACUUUGAAACUCAACAACUGUACAUGUAUCAGUUUGCCACACUAUCAACAAGGAAUGUGUGCAAAUUUGAUCGACUUCACACUUUACGAGGGUGGUAGAAUCGACGGUGAUGCUUUAAUGAAAAUAUUGGGAAAGUUUCCCUUGUUAAAAAGGCUUAGCUUGUCCCAGUUAAAAUUCACCAAAGCAGAAAUAAAGUGCCUUGCAGCUUCCUUUCCACAACUCAAGUUUCUUAACCUCCAUUGCUUAUCCAAUUUAGAGAGAUGGGUGUUGGUUAAAGGAGCAAUGCCCAAUCUUUCCCGUUUGCAGAUUAGUUUGUGCGGGAGAUUGAAGAUGAUUCCUGAUGGAUUGAGAUUUAUCACUGCCCUCCAAGAAUUAAAUUCUGUGUUUAUGCCUAAAGAGUUCAACGACAGAUUACAAGUGGUCAAUGGUGAACCAAGAGAAGAUUAUCACAAAGUUUGUCACGUACCAUUUAUUACACUCUAUAACGACUCUAGAAUGGAAGGCUGUUCAAAUAGCGCGCCACACGCUUCCCGUUUUGUUCCAGACUCUGUCGAUGAUGAACCAACCACCGACAUCACCACAUGUACAACGACACCAAUCCCGUUGAAUCCAUCGUCGUCGUUGUCGGGGUUAAUUCAUCUUCUCUGGCUUUCAAUUCCUCUAUUGAGACGUCUCAUCCUACUCCUCCCCCUCACUACCCUUCAUGGAAUUGGAACUUUUGCAGAUCUGAACAGAAGCCAUAAAGAUGAUCAUGAUUUUGAGAGCGAUUCUGAAUUCGAAUGCAAGGACUGUUACAUCGGCGGCGAAAAGAGAUGA